Pygocentrus nattereri (red-bellied piranha) is the source of this 4891-nucleotide messenger RNA. It is a transcript of the gene clcn5a, whose product is annotated as chloride channel, voltage-sensitive 5a. The record is from RefSeq and is a predicted model, not a curated record. Bases 411 to 2837 code for a protein of 808 amino acids. NCBI's taxonomy places the organism in Eukaryota, Metazoa, Chordata, Actinopteri, Characiformes, Serrasalmidae. Gene Ontology annotation, cellular component: membrane; early endosome; synaptic vesicle. The transcript has 12 exons. Gene Ontology annotation, molecular function: voltage-gated chloride channel activity. Gene Ontology annotation, biological process: transmembrane transport; chloride transport.
AGCCCUGAGUUCAAAGCUGAUUAUGGUGUUUAGGUCCGGCUUCGUGUGUUAAUACUUGUUAAAACAUUUGAGCAGCCAGUUAGAGUUAUUUAGGAUAUGUUCUGUGUGGCGAGUACAAAGAAAUUUUUAACCUGUCUAACCAUAACACGUUUCUGUUAAUGGAUUACCGAUGCUGUUUUCCUUUCUAUCGACACUCGUCUAUGCAUGUCUUUGAGGAGAUGUAAGGUAGGCGAAUUGGCUGAUGCAAAACAAAAGUAGUUAGAAAGGUAAUUUUUAACCAGCUUGAUGACAAUGCUGAAUGCUCGACAAAGUAAAUAUGUAACGUGUUACCUGCCUUGUGGAAACGGCCAGGAAGCGUUCAGCUAAGUGAUCAGAGGGCUUUACUAUGUCCCCAUCUGUUUGAAGAGAAGAUGGAGAACACGGGCUACUGCAGUGAGAGCUUCACCAGCCUGCAGAGUGCCGCCAGCGAUGAGGACAUGGUGGAAAUCGCUGGGGCCACUCUGGAUUUUUCCAGUACUGAUGAUGUUCCUCCGUUGGACCGUGACUAUGGAUUAGCUGUACUUGAGAAUGGGGUGAAUGGGGUCCCUAAGAUGAUGGAUCUUCUGGAUGAACCAGUGCCUGGAGUAGGCACGUACGAAGACUUCAACACCAUUGACUGGGUGCGAGAAAAGUCCAAGGACCGGGACCGUCACAGAGAGAUUGCCAGUCAGAGUAAAGAGUCCACCUGGGCUUUCAUAAUGAGCAUUCAUGACGCCUUCUCUGGUUGGCUUCUCAUGCUUCUGGUUGGACUGAAAGCAGGUGCCCUGGCUGGUUGGAUUGACAUUGCAGCUCACUGGAUGACGGACCUGAAGGAGGGCGUGUGUCUCAGUGGUUUCUGGUUCAACCAUGAGCACUGCUGCUGGAACUCCAAAGAGACCACGUUCCAGGAGCGAGACAAGUGUCCUAACUGGAAGAGCUGGGCCGAGCUCCUCAUUGGCUACAAUAAUGGGCCUUUAGCGUACAUCAUGAACUAUUUAAUGUAUGUCUGCUGGGCCCUGUUCUUCUCGUUCUUAGCCGUGUCUCUAGUCAGAUCCUUUGCUCCCUAUGCCUGUGGCUCUGGUAUCCCAGAGAUUAAGACCAUUCUUAGUGGGUUCAUCAUCCGUGGUUACCUGGGCAAAUGGACUCUGAUGAUUAAAACCAUCACUCUGGUGCUAGCCGUGUCAUCUGGCCUCAGUCUGGGCAAAGAGGGGCCACUGGUCCAUGUAGCCUGCUGUUGUGGGAACAUUCUUUGCCACCUUUUCACCAAGUACAGAAAAAACGAGGCCAAAAGACGAGAGGUGCUUUCUGCUGCAGCUGCAGUUGGAGUUUCAGUGGCAUUUGGAGCACCGAUUGGAGGGGUCCUCUUCAGCCUGGAGGAGGUCAGUUACUACUUCCCCUUAAAGACACUGUGGCGUUCUUUCUUCGCUGCUCUUGUGGCUGCCUUCACAUUGCGCUCCAUUAACCCAUUUGGAAACAGUCGUCUGGUGCUGUUCUACGUAGAGUUCCACUCUCCCUGGCACCUCGUAGAGUUGGUGCCAUUUGUGCUGCUGGGAAUUUUCGGAGGCAUUUGGGGUGCCUUCUUCAUACGGGCCAACAUCGCCUGGUGUCGGAGGCGCAAGACAACGCGUCUGGGCCAGUACCCUGUACUGGAGGUCCUGGUGGUGACUGCAAUCACAGCUGUUCUGGCGUUCCCCAAUAGCUACACACGCAUGAGCACCAGUGAGCUAAUCUCAGAGCUGUUCAAUGAUUGCGGCCUGCUGGACUCCUCCCAGCUCUGCAACUAUUCUAAUGUCAGCGACAUCAAGCUUAGUGGCAACACAUUGCCCGACCGCCCUGCUAGCCAUGACGUCUACAUGGCCAUGUGGCAGCUGGCACUGGCACUUAUCUUUAAGAUGCUCAUCACUGUGGUGACUUUUGGCAUGAAGAUACCUUCAGGUCUAUUCAUUCCCAGCAUGGCUGUGGGAGCAAUUGCAGGCAGGCUGCUAGGAGUGGGCAUGGAGCAGCUAGCAUAUUACCACCAUGACUGGGUGAUCUUCAAAGGUUGGUGUUCACCUGGUGCAGACUGCAUCACACCAGGCCUCUAUGCCAUGGUGGGCGCUGCUGCCUGUUUGGGUGGUGUGACUCGUAUGACGGUCUCUCUGGUGGUCAUUAUGUUUGAGCUGACGGGAGGAUUGGAGUACAUUGUGCCUCUAAUGGCUGCUACCAUGACAAGUAAAUGGGUAGCGGAUGCACUGGGUCGUGAGGGAAUCUAUGAGGCCCACAUCAGACUGAACGGUUACCCAUUCCUAGAGCCUAAAGAGGAGUUUAGCCACAAGACACUGGCCAUGGAUGUUAUGCGGCCUCGUCGUAGUGACCCCCCAGUCUCCAUUAUAACUCAGGAUGGUAUGAGUGUAGAGGAGGUAGAGGCUCUAAUCGCAGACACAUCUUACAGCGGCUUCCCGGUAGUGGUCUCUCAGGAGUCACAGAGACUGGUGGGCUUUGUGCUGCGUCGCGAUCUAGUCGUUUCCAUCGAGAAUGCUCGGCAGCGACAAGAAGGUGUGGUCAGCACCUCUCGGAUUUUCUUCACAGAGUACACGCCCCCUCAACCACCCAACUGCCCGCCUCCCCUGAAGCUGCGCGGCAUCAUGGACCUCAGCCCUUUUACCGUUACUGACCACACUCCCAUGGACAUUGUGGUGGACAUCUUCCGCAAACUUGGGCUGCGCCAGUGUCUUGUUACUCAUAACGGGCGUUUAUUGGGGAUCAUCACCAAGAAGGACAUUUUAAAGCACAUGGCCCAAAUAGCCAACCGUGACCCAGACUCCAUUCUCUUCAACUGAAGCUCCAAGCUGGCCUUUCUUAUCUCACUCAUGCUCCAGUGUGUAGCCACUUGUCAGGCAGGGAAUGGCUGUCUUGACCAAUCAUUUGCACUACAGCACAGCUUGUGCUGGAUUAGAGUCCACUCACACUGUGAUGGCCAUUUGUAGGGCCUCAGAGCUGCAGGCAUGACGCCAAGGUGGACAACUUGCAGCAAAACACCCUAUGCACCUCGGCAUUGCUUAACCACCAAACUUGGCCAAAUCAAGAUGCCAGGUUUUUUUGUUUUCAUUUUUUCCCCCUAAGUAGCCAGUCUAUCAUAACAUAUCAAGACUAUCACUUCAUGUUGAAAAAAGAAAACAUUCUGUGGGUUUGCACAUGCCACAAUCCCAAUCAUGUUUACCUUUAGAUAUGUUGAAAUUCCUGCAAAAUGAUAAACUGUGAAAUAGACAGACUCUGAAAACUCAAAGCCCCAUGUUCUCUCAGUAACCGAGGAAUGCUUUGUUCAUCUUUCAUUUGAAUAUGUUUCAUGGAUGUCACAAAGAAUGAGCUAAAACCAUCUAAACUAAAAUUGGUGUAAGUUUUCACAUCCAUGUGUUUUCUGUGUUGUGAACCCUUCCAUUUUUUAUUUGUAGUGUCCGUCAGAAUUUUGGCUUUAAAUAACUGUGGCUUUUUCAGCUUCUUCAGCGGAAUCAUCAGUGGGGUUGUCGUUUAAGGAAAGUAUUUCAGUUCACAGUAUUAAGAAGUGUGUGGGGAAAGUUGCAGAGCACUUUUAUUUUUCUCAAAGAGCCACUGCUUUGGGGAUUGCAGUCUUUUUUACCUUUACAUUAUCUUCAAUGAUGAAAUGUACAAGGACAUUGGGCAUUCCACUCUCUACUUUAAAUUGGCUGUUUUUGUGCUUAGUUGAUCUGGCAUGAAAUUGCUGCAGGGUGUCGUAUGUUCUGCCCAUCAGGCAGAAGAGGUCCUCAGAUGAGUUUUGUUUUCUUUGCUAGAAAUCCUGUCUUGUUGCUUUAGUGGUUGAUUACAGCAAGCAGUGCAGAUCUUCACCUAGCCAGGUGGCUCAACCCACAUUGUCAGAAUGCAAAUUUGCAGAAGUGAUCAAGUCCACAGAAAUGUGGUUGUUUAGGCUUUAAAGAAGAGUAGUAAAGGUAAUUGUAACUGUAAUGGCCUGACUAAUCACAGACUCGUCACCUCAUAACUUCAGGCUUCAUUUCAUGUAUUUAAUUUAUGGUAGGCAUAACGAGCCACCUGUAAUAUGUUAAAUAUUGUAUUAUGCUAUAUGCCUCAUGAUCUGAUGCAUGCGUGGUUGAACUUUCUCUCAUAUAUCACAAGCAUUAACUAUGACCCUAAUUCCAAUAUUUUUAUUUAAUGUACACAUUUUAUGUAAACACUACUCAAAACAGUAUCUAAAAUUUAAAUACUCUGUCUGAUUAUACUUUCUAAAGCUUCCAAACUUGCGUACCUGGAUUGUAAGGCAGCCAUUGCUGUGCUAUGAGCCACCUACCUGGGUUUAAAUCUAUGUGUUAUUAUGGAAGUGACUUACAGUAGAGAUCAGAUGAUUAUAGAUUACAUGCUCAUGUUUGCGUUGGCUGUCUAUUCGUUUAUGACACUGCCCUUGGUCUGCUGCAUAAGCUUACCAAUAAAAUACGUUCUCAUUUUUUACAUCCUCCAAAGACACAUUUAUAUGUAUUGCUUUAAGCUUUUUCUAAUCUCAUCGCAUACCAGAGUUGAUACUGGAUUUUUCAUCUAACCAUGUACCAUGACAUCUGAUUUCAUUAUUAGGUAUUACUAAUGAGAGAAGAGCUCAAGGGCUUCAAGAAAGGUUGAAAAGUCUGUAAAUUGCGAUGCACAAAAAGCCACUUUUCCUGCAGAGUAUUUCUUUUAUUUAAAAAAACAAAACAAAAAAAAACAUUGUGUACAUGUCGGGUCUUAAACAAUGUAACGUCUUUUAAUCCGUUGUUUGUACUUAUUUCAAUUGUCUAAUCAAUGCUUGUUGAUCAUGAACAUAUGUUAGUAUUAAAUAUGAAUGUAACAUUAUCACAGUAAUUUAUGCAUUAAUACCCAUGAGACAAGUUAA